This is a messenger RNA of Penicillium malachiteum, 1323 nucleotides long. RefSeq names its product aspartate aminotransferase family protein. Lineage: Eukaryota; Fungi; Ascomycota; Eurotiomycetes; Eurotiales; Aspergillaceae. The record is from RefSeq and is a predicted model, not a curated record. The coding region runs from base 1 to 1323 and encodes 440 amino acids. Gene Ontology annotation, molecular function: pyridoxal phosphate binding; transaminase activity. Gene Ontology annotation, cellular component: mitochondrion. The transcript has a single exon.
AUGGGCUCCGUUGAUACUGCCUCUGCCUUCUGGGCAAAGACCAACAAGUAUCUUAUGUCAACAGGUGUUCCAUUCUCCCCAGUUAUAAUCACAAAAGCGCAAGGUACUCGUCUUUACGAUGCUAGCGGUCGCUCAAUCCUCGAUUUCACCUCUGGCCAAAUGAGCUCUUUGCUCGGUCACUCACACCCCGACAUUGUCGAGACUGUCCAGCAAUAUGUCUCUCAACUUGAUCAUCUUCUCAGUAACAUGAUCACACACCCAGUCAUUGAUCUAGCAGAGCGCCUAGCGAAGAUUGUGCCUGCACCACUCGAGAAAUCCUUCUUCUUAAAUACAGGAUCCGAGUCCACCGAAGCAGCUAUCAAAAUGGCAAAGUUAUAUACUGGAAAUUUCGAAAUAGUCGCCUUCGCCGCUAGUUAUCACGGAUUGACUCAGGGCGCUGGCUCUGCUACAUACUCUGCUGGUCGCAAACGAGGUGGCCCUGUCCUACCAGGCCAACUUGCCUUCCCUGCUCCGUACGUCUAUCGCUCGCCUUUCCGCAAGGCGGAUGGGUCGUAUGAUUGGGAGACUGAGAUGGACUUUGGGUGGUCGAUGAUUGAUAGGCAAAGCGUUGGUUCGCUUGCUGCAUUUAUUAUGGAGCCUAUAUUAUCAACUGGGGGAAUCUUGGAUCCACCAGAAGGAUAUAUGAAACGGAUGUUUGAUGAGUGUAAGAAGCGCGGCAUGCUUGUCAUUAUGGAUGAGGCUCAGACUGGCGUAGGACGGACAGGUCAGAUGUUCGCUUUCGAGAAAGACGGUGUCGUUCCUGAUAUUCUUGCUCUGUCUAAGACACUUGGCUGUGGUCUUCCCCUUGCAUCUGUUACGACUACUGUUGAGAUUGAGCGUGGGUGCACGGAGGCCGGCUUUCUUUGGCUCACUACCCACCUUAAUGAUCCCCUCACCGCGGCAGUUGGUAAUAAGGUCCUUGAAAUUGUGGAGCGGGAGAAUGUCUGCAAGCGUGCCACUGAGCGCGGUGCACAGCUCCGGGAGGGCCUUAUCAAGCUCCAAGAGAAGUAUUGGUGUAUUGGCGAUGUCCGUGGUCGUGGACUUCUCCAGGGCAUUGAGAUUAUCUCUGAUGCUCAGACUCGUGCUCCUGGCUCUGAGCUUGGGCAGGCUGUCUCUGAUCAAGCGAUGGCUUGUGGGCUUUCCUGCAAUAUUGUGAAUCUCCCAGGUAUGGGCGGUGUUUUUCGUCUCGCGCCACCAGUGACGGUUACUGCCGAUGAGAUUGAGGAGGGUCUUCGUAUCUUGGAUGAGGCUUUCAACUAUGUACUGAAGACCAAAGAUCCAUAG